CUGGCGGUCUGUCUCCUACUGCUCAUCCUGCCGCCUCCUAGUCGCCCGGCCCCAUUGGUUACCGAAAACUUUGACGAGAUCGUGCGAUAUCUGCAUCGAUUCGGUUAUCUGAACAGCCCAGCGCCCAGUCUACACGAAUUUCGCACCGGACUCCGAUUGUUCCAGGAAGUGGUAGGGGUGGAGCCGACUGGUGAACUCACUCCGGAAACAGUGGAAGCAACGAAGAGGACGCGCUGUUCACAAAAAGACACGAGAAAGGAUACGGGCAGAUCGAAAAGAUUUGCUCUCUCGGGUACGUCAAAAUGGGACAAAAAGCACUUUACUGGUCUGCACGAGCUGUCUCUCAAGUGGUUCGUCUCCGAGUACACCAAUGAUAUCCCGAAGGCAAUUAUUCGGUGA
Messenger RNA from Cooperia oncophora, 399 nucleotides. NCBI's taxonomy places the organism in Eukaryota, Metazoa, Nematoda, Chromadorea, Rhabditida, Trichostrongylidae. The record is from the annotation of a GenBank genome assembly.